Molecule: messenger RNA, 399 nt
Organism: Sorghum bicolor (sorghum)
Lineage: Eukaryota; Viridiplantae; Streptophyta; Magnoliopsida; Poales; Poaceae
Exons: 1
Coding region: 1-399 (132 amino acids)
Source: RefSeq, a predicted model, not a curated record
AUGGUCAAAAAGACGCAGGUCAGUGUACCGUUGAUGGAUCUCUUGCAUAUUCCGUCCUACUCCAAGUUCAUCAAGGACAUCAUCAACAAGAAGCGACCAUUGACGUCCACUGAAGUUGUCAAGCUGAUAGAAGAAUGUAGCGCAGCUAUACUCAAUGAGCUGCCCAAGAAGAAGCAGGAUCCUGGGUGCCCCACAAUCUCUUGCUCAAUUAGGACCCAGCAAUUCGACCAUGCCCUAUGUGAUUUGGGGGCGAGUGUGAGUGUCAUGCCGAAAUCAGUCUUUGACAGGCUGAACUUCACCAACCUGGAGCCAACCACCAUGACACUCCAGUUGGCAGAAUCAUCAGUCUGGUACCCGGCAGGGAUUGCUCAAGACAUCCCUGUCAAGAUCAGAGGUUAA